This is a messenger RNA of Fusarium musae, 363 nucleotides long. RefSeq lists its product as uncharacterized. Bases 1 to 363 code for a protein of 120 amino acids. The record is from RefSeq and is a predicted model, not a curated record. The transcript has a single exon. NCBI's taxonomy places the organism in Eukaryota, Fungi, Ascomycota, Sordariomycetes, Hypocreales, Nectriaceae.
AUGUGCGAGCAAGUCAGAACAAUCCGCCGCUGCACCACCUGCCAACAGUACAAGAGCGAAAUCAUCCGCAACAUCAACUGCGACAAAGUCUCCAUCUACAAGCUCGGGCUCUGCCGCAACGGGAUGAGCUACCGCAACGUCACCGAGCCGAUCGAGUGCAUUGAGUGCCACACCAAGCGCGUGCGAGAAAUCGAGGCUGAGAGAAGGAGGCGAUGGCUCGCGGCGUGGCCUGAGGCUGAGCCGGAGGUUGAGAGCGAGAAGAAGGAUGAGGAGGAGAAGGAGAAGGAGAAGGAGGAUGAUGGGGCGAGUGUGGCGACGGAUGAUGUGACAACGAAUAGUGAGGAGUCUUGGAAUGUUGUUUGA